Rhinocladiella mackenziei CBS 650.93 is the source of this 822-nucleotide messenger RNA. RefSeq lists its product as uncharacterized. Lineage: Eukaryota; Fungi; Ascomycota; Eurotiomycetes; Chaetothyriales; Herpotrichiellaceae. Gene Ontology annotation, molecular function: methyltransferase activity. The coding region runs from base 1 to 822 and encodes 273 amino acids. The record is from RefSeq and is a predicted model, not a curated record. The transcript has a single exon.
AUGAGCUCGUCUGGCACGGCCUAUACACAAGGCCAUAGCGCUGCUGUCGUGGCAUCACAUUUAUCACGAACAGUGCAGAACUCGGCUGCCUUUCUGGUUCCGCACAUUCAGCCGCAUUUCACCAUCCUUGAUCUUGGUUGUGGUCCGGGGACAAUUACACGCGGGUUCUGUGCACUGGUUCCACAAGGACGUGUCACUGGGAUCGACGCCGCGGAGAAGGUCAUCGAACAGGCCCGCUCAUUAACGCCAGGCACAGAAACGGAGUACAAGAAUCUAACGUUCCAAGUCGGCGAUAUCACAAAUGGCUUGUCUUUUGCUGAUGACUCUGUCGAUGUCGUCUACACGCAUCAGACGCUCUGCCAUAUUCCGGAUCCGGUGAUCGUGAUCAAGGAGGCCCAUCGCGUGCUUAAGCCAGGCGGCAUGCUAGCUAUGCGCGAGUUUGAUGGGAUGUCGUGGUAUCCUUCCAGCGAGGGGUUGGAGCGAUUCAACGCUCUAACGGCCGCCUCGGUGAAACCGACAGGGGCGCAGGGUUUCGAGUCCGGGCGUCGGCUUCAUGUCUGGGCAAAAGCAGCCGGAUUUGAGCGGACGAAGAUGUCCAUAGGCGCGGGAGCCAUGUGCUAUACGGCCCCGGACGAGGCGAAGUGGUGGGCAGACGUGCAUGUAGGUCGGCUUUCGGGGGAGAUUGGCGAGAAAUGGUUGAAAUGGGGUAUUCUGAGGAAUCAGGAGGAGCUGGAGAGCUUGAAGGCUGCGAUGAGGGCAUGGGGAAACAGCGAAGAUGCAUGGUUCGCUGGGUGGCAGGGUGAGGUGAUUUGUUGGAAAUGA